AUGCAUUUGUUAUUGACAUCACCUCAAUCCCGCUCUCUCUACUCCACUUUUUCGAAUGUUCGUGCUAGGCUUGAGAAAAAGAUCAUAAAUAGCGACAAUGAUACGCGUUUUGUUUUGGACACAGCUCUGCUACGUUACAUUAGGGAAUUUGAUAGUUUACUGAGACAUCCUGAAGUGCGAUGUUGUCGUGAUCCUUCAAUACAUUUACCGGAAGUUGAUGAACAAUCAGUAACAGGAAAACUUCUGAAGAGAAUGAAAAAACAAAUAAAGGCAAUUUGUGUACUUGCCGACGUUGUAUAUAUUGAUCCUCCAGCAAAUGCAAACGAGGCUGAAAUUCUGGCAAGGGCGCAGAAGGUGUUGAAUCUGCUUUUUGACUUAAUAACACCCCCAUCCUCAUCUCCCGCUUCCGACUGCGCAACUGACUCCGAAUAA
Auanema sp. JU1783 is the source of this 432-nucleotide messenger RNA. NCBI's taxonomy places the organism in Eukaryota, Metazoa, Nematoda, Chromadorea, Rhabditida, Rhabditidae. The record is from the annotation of a GenBank genome assembly.